Andrographis paniculata is the source of this 2167-nucleotide messenger RNA. RefSeq names its product serine/threonine-protein kinase PBL34-like. The record is from RefSeq and is a predicted model, not a curated record. Gene Ontology annotation, molecular function: protein kinase activity; ATP binding. Gene Ontology annotation, biological process: protein phosphorylation. Bases 737 to 2167 code for a protein of 476 amino acids. The transcript has 6 exons. NCBI's taxonomy places the organism in Eukaryota, Viridiplantae, Streptophyta, Magnoliopsida, Lamiales, Acanthaceae.
AUAGCCAAACUUCAACGCACAUACAUACAUACAUACAUACAUACAGAUAUAUAUACAUACACAUAAAGUUGUAUGUAUAUACAUACCAAGUGUUCUUAAUUGGAAAUUAAUUUGGGAGCAGGAGCAUUCGGGGUUGAAGUAGUCGACAGAAUUAGGGUUCUGUUUUCUUAAUUGAGAUUGCGAUCUCUGUUGUUUCUUCGAGGCAAUAUGUAGGGAUUUUUGGGGGUGGCGAAGAAAUAGUUUUGCUUUUUUAAUUUUUGGUGAGUUGGGAUUGCUGUUGUUAAUAUAUUUUAAUGUUUUGUUAAUUGCUUCCAGCUUCGAUUGUUGCACAGUUCGCAAAGCUUUUGCUUUGAAGGGGAACCAUGGGAUCUGCCCUGCGUCGAAAUUUCAGCUUUUCAUCUGUCUAGGUUUUUAAUUGAAGCACUUUGUUGAAGUGAAGAUCGUUUCGUGAAGGUUUAUUUCUAGCUAUUCUGAUGGUUAGCGUGAUCGUUUGAGUGUUCUUUUAACUUAGGUACUUUUUUUACAGUCCUAAUUUUGUAGAAUUUUGGGGAAGAGACUUCCUCGUUUCUUGAUGGGAAAGUAAAUUUAUUUUGCCAAUCGUUUGGAGAAGAGUGGUUUUAGUUCUUUCAGAUGGUUAUGUUGGGGGUUUGAGAUGAAAUUGGAAUUGAAGUUAGGGUUUGUUUGAAUUGGUAAAGUUGGAGGAAGGUGUGGCUAAAAUUUUCAGAAUUUGCAGAAGAUGGGAUUUAGAAAUGGUGGAUCAAAAAUGGAGUCUAGAAAUGCUAAUCAACCAAAGGGGAAGAAAGUUAAGAAUGAUAAUGGUCCUGCAGCAGAGACUUGGUGCUGUUCUAGGUUAAGAUUCAUUGGCAGCUGUAUAACUUCAAGGUCUAAAGUCGAUAGCUCCAUCAGUGGUCUCAGCACUCAUGAAGGCAAACCUGUAAAUGAUAAGAAUAAGGAUCGUGUAGAUGUUGCUGUAAUUCCCUCCACGACCACGAGCAAUGCUGAGAGCAAUUGCUCCAGCUCGAAACUGGAAGAGGAGCUGAAAGUUUCUUCUCGGCUGAGGAAGUUUGCAUUUAAUGACCUUAAGUUGGCGACAAGAAAUUUUAGACCCGAAUCUCUUCUUGGUGAAGGGGGUUUCGGCUGUGUGUUCAAGGGAUGGGUUGAAGAGAAUGGCACGGCCCCGGUUAAACCAGGCACUGGACUUACUGUUGCUGUAAAAACUCUGAAUCCCGAUGGAAUUCAGGGUCACAAAGAAUGGCUGGCUGAAGUGAAGUUUCUCGGAGACCUUGUUCAUCCUAAUCUUGUUAAAUUAAUUGGUUACUGCAUUGAAGAUGAUCAACGGCUUCUUGUGUAUGAGUUCAUGCCUAGAGGAAGUUUGGAGAAUCAUCUAUUUAGAAGAUCUCUGCCGCUUCCCUGGUCUGUCAGGAUGAAAAUAGCUUUAGGUGCUGCAAAGGGACUCGCAUUUCUACAUGAGGAAGCUGAAAAACUUGUCAUAUAUCGAGAUUUUAAGACAUCUAACAUCCUUUUGGAUGCUGAAUAUAAUGCGAAACUUUCUGAUUUCGGACUUGCUAAAGAUGGGCCCGACGAUGGAAAAACUCAUGUCUCCACGCGAGUGAUGGGCACUUACGGAUAUGCAGCUCCUGAAUAUGUCAUGACAGGCCAUCUUACAUCAAAGAGUGAUGUCUACAGCUUCGGCGUAGUUCUGCUCGAAAUGAUCACAGGUAGAAGAUCGAUGGACAAAAACCGGCCAAACGGAGAACACAAUCUCGUGGAAUGGGCUCGUCCUAACCUCUGCGACAGGAAACGUUUUUACAGUAUGAUAGACCCUCGACUGGAAGGUCAUUUCUCGAUUAAAGGUGCGCAAAAGGCUGCACAGUUGGCAGCUCGCUGCCUAAGCCGCGAUCCUAAGGCUCGGCCCCAAAUGAGCGAGGUUGUCGAAACACUAAAGCCUUUGCCGAACCUUAAGGACAUGGCGAGCGCUUCUUACAACCUUAAAACAAUGCAAGGCGAUCGGGUCAGAUCCAGCCCGAGCGGUAGGAACGCGCUAAGGACUCAGCGAUCUUUUUCAAGAAACGGACAACCACAGCAGCAAGCAAGAAGCCUCUCGAUGCCGAAUGGAACUCAUGCUUCGCCACAUCAUCAGUUAUCUCGAAACGGUACGCCCUCUUAG